This is a messenger RNA of Eptesicus fuscus (big brown bat), 1248 nucleotides long. RefSeq names its product Scm polycomb group protein like 4 (gene SCML4). The transcript has 7 exons. Bases 1 to 1242 code for a protein of 413 amino acids. The record is from RefSeq and is a predicted model, not a curated record. NCBI's taxonomy places the organism in Eukaryota, Metazoa, Chordata, Mammalia, Chiroptera, Vespertilionidae. Gene Ontology annotation, molecular function: protein binding.
AUGCAGUCUCAGAGGACCCCUGGGAGAAAGCGAGGCCGACCCCCACUUCACUCAACACCUGUGAAGAUGGCAGUUCAUAACCUUUAUUCCGCUUCAGCUGGUUCUUUACCGGCAGUGAAGAUCCCAAAGAAAAGAGGGCGGAAACCUGGGUACAAGCUCAAGUCUCCGGUUCUCCUGACUCCGUUGGCCCUCUCACCUCCGCGGAGUACGCCGGAGCCCGACCUCAGCUCCAUCCCUCAGGACGCAGCCACCGUCCCCAGCUUGGGAGUCCCUCAGGCUCUCACAGUCUGCCUCUACAUCAACAAGCAGGCCAACGCCGGGCCCUACCUGGAGAGGAGGAAGGUGCAGCAGCUCCCCGAGCACUUCGGGCCCGAGAGGCCGUCGGCCGUCCUGCAGCAGGCCGUGCAAGCGUGCAUCGACUGUGCCCACCAACAGAAGCUGGUCUUCUCCCUGGUCAAGCAGGGCUAUGGUGGUGAGAUGGUCUCGGUCUCGGCGUCCUUUGACGGGAAACAGCACCUGCGGAGCCUGCCUGUGGUGAACAGCAUCGGGUAUGUCCUCCGCUUCCUCGCCAAGCUGUGCCGAAGCCUCCUGUGCGAUGACCUCUUCAGCCACCAGCCCUUCCCCAGGCGCUCCAGUGCCUCCGAGGAAGCCCAGGAGAACCAGGAAGGCAGGAUGGAGACAGCCAAGACCUUCGCCACCGCAGAGUGCCGCCUGGCGACCGCCGCGGGCAUGAGCCGCUACAGCCUGGACCCCUCCGCCCCCGCCUUCAGCCACCGGGGCUCCGUGCCCCCCGCCCCCUCGCUGUACUGCAAGAGGCAGAACUCCGGAGACGGCCACCUCGGGGGCGGCCCCGCGGCCGGCGGCCCCCGCACCAGCCCCCUGUCCUCCGGAGGCCCCUCGGCACCAGGGCUGAGGCCCCCAGGCUGCAGCCCCAAGAGGAAUGGGACCUCUCUGGAAGCAAACAGAUGCGCCUCAAGCCCUUCUCCAGACGGGCAGGACGGCAGGCGGCCAAGGAGCAGGAACCCGUCCACCUGGACCGUGGAGGACGUGGUCCGGUUCGUGAAAGACGCUGACCCGCAGGCUCUGGGGCCUCACGUGGAGCUCUUCAGAAAGCAUGAGAUUGACGGCAAUGCUCUCUUGUUGCUGAAGAGUGACAUGAUCAUGAAAUACCUGGGCCUGAAGCUGGGACCUGCGCUGAAACUCUGCUACCAUAUUGACAAACUGAAGCAGGCCAAGUUCUGAAAGUUU